Molecule: messenger RNA, 222 nt
Organism: Chironomus riparius
Lineage: Eukaryota; Metazoa; Arthropoda; Insecta; Diptera; Chironomidae
Source: the annotation of a GenBank genome assembly
AUGGAGUCAGAUGUUGGUCGUUUUAAAGUAACUGCAGCUCCUCCAACAGAAGAGCGUGUUGUCGGUCGUUUUAGAUUAAUUCAGCCUGGUGGAUCACCAUUCUUACAAAGGGGUAGAUUUUCUGUAAUACCAGAAGAAGGACAGGAAGGGUCGCCGCUUACACAAACAAAAUUAUCGGGUCCAAAAAUCGUGGUAGAUCCUGAAUGGGAUUUUGUAAGUUAA